Molecule: messenger RNA, 5389 nt
Organism: Oldenlandia corymbosa var. corymbosa
Lineage: Eukaryota; Viridiplantae; Streptophyta; Magnoliopsida; Gentianales; Rubiaceae
Source: the annotation of a GenBank genome assembly
UUUAACUCAAUUGGGUCGAUCGACUCUUUUUCCUGAUGAUUUUUUUGGCGUAAAUUUGCAUUGUUUACUGAAGACGAAAAGAUUCACACGGUCUGUGCUCCAUAUAUGUUCUCCAUCUCCCACCCCAUUCUCUCAAUUCUCCAAACUCUGAGUUCCGAAAAACUCCCUUUCCGUUCUCGACUUGUAUCCAUCGUUAUCUGCUCUGAUACCACUUGUCAGGACAGAAAACGAAAAAAAUCUCGCCCGAAGUUAGCGUAUUACAGAAAGUGGUGAAUACAUUUUCGAGGUUCAAUAUUUGAUAGAUGUGUAUACAUGAUUAGAUGAUGGGUUUGCCUAAGACAUCAAGUAUGAGAUCAAGUGGUGAAUAUUUGGAAGGAAUGUUGAGUGAAUAUGUUGGUGGGAAGCAACAAAACAAAGGGAGACCACAAAAGAGUGCAUCAGCAAGGCUAGUGACCAUCCUAACAUGUUUACAAUUUGCAUUUGCAAUCUAUGCCACAUUCCUCUUGUAUUACAUGAGCCCAGCUGUAGAUUUAGGCAACAAACCAGAUUUCUCAUGGGCUACCAAAAUCGCCACCCAAUGGAAAUCCUACCUCAUCCAACAACCCCACACUGUUAGUAAAUACCAACAAGAAACCUCAGCCAAUUCCUUCUCAUCAUUAGUCUUCAAUCCAGCCGAUGUCUGCGAGAAGGAAACCAUCAAUUUCGAGCAGAAGAAAUCGAACGACGCCGUGAUGAUCAAGCUGAAAACAGAGCUCUACAAAGAAGUACGCGAGUUUCAGGCCAAAUCGUUUGGAACAGAGUCGCUGACUGAAUUGAUGAGCAUGAAAUCCAAAUGGGAUUUAAAAGGUCCCAACAGGGCAAAAGUUACUGUCAUUUUAAACCAUUUCAAGAGGAAAACUCUCUGUGCCCAACUCGAUUCUUUGCUCCAUCAAACUCUCCCUUUUCAUCAUGUUUGGGUGCUUUCUUUUGGUAGCCCGAAUGAAGAAUCCUUAAGAAGAAUCACUCAGAGUUACAAUGAUUCCAGAAUCAGCUUCAUUUCUUCAAGCUAUGAUUUCAAGUACUAUGGCAGGUUCCAAAUGGCUUUGCAAACUGAGGCUGAUUUGGUGUACAUUCUUGAUGAUGACAUGAUUCCUGGGAGGAAAAUGCUGCAGAUUCUGUCGCACGUGGCCGGAACAGAGAAGUAUCAGAACUCUGUUCUGGGUAGCAUUGGCCGGAUUCUGCCGUUCCGGCAGAAGGAUUUCACUUUUCCGAGUUACAGGAAGUUCCGGUCGAAGGAAGCCGGGCUUUAUUUGCCCGACCCGGCUUAUGAUAUCAUUGUUGACAAGAUUGUUCAGGUGGAUUUUCUUUCCAGUUCUUGGUUUCUUUCUGCAGAACUUGUCAAGACACUUUUCAUUGAGACUCCUUUCACUUUCAUGACUGGUGAAGAUUUGCAUUUGAGUUAUCAGCUCCAGAAGUACAGAAAUGCAGGCUCAUUUGUGUUGCCAGUUGAUCCAAAUGACAAAGAAACCUGGGGAGAUAGUGAACACAGGCUGGCCCAAAUAUCCGAAACCACUGUGAUUUUCAAGGACAUUGUUCAGGUCAGAGAUGAUCAAUGGUGGAAGGCUCUCUCCACAGGUUACAUAACCCAAUGGGCUGCAAUGAACCCACAAAAGAUCGAUGCUUUAUUCUACGCUCACUCCAUUCAAGAAGUCAAAGCUCUGGCUCCUCUUCUUGAAAAAUUCAGAACCACUGUGGGGAAAAAAGCCUACAUUGUGGUUUCAGGAGGAAAUUUCUGCCCUUGUGAAGAUGCGGCCGGCGCAUUGGGCUGGCCUAAGAAUGUAUGCAGAGAUAGGAGGUUCAAGAUUUUUGAUCUGGGAAUCGGCGCAUUGUCCGGAAUUUCUAGGUCAGAGGUGCCGGUUGUGCAAGCGAUUUUCGCUAGCAUGAAAGGGCUGAUCAAGAUGCAUAAUCCUAGUGUUUUGAUCACUGUGGAUAAUGUUGAUGCUAAUGUGAGGAAAGCUUUGAAAAUGGCUGCUGAAUCUAACCAAAACACCACCACUUUGGUUGUUCUUCCCAAGUUGUCUGUCCCUAAGGCUCUCUGGAUGGCUGAUCUUAGGUCCACUGCCCUGCCAAAUUGGAACAGGAUGAGGCUCUCUGUAAACAUCAUUACUCAAAACCGCGCAACUUCAUUGGCAAGGCUUCUCAAAUCCCUCAAAGAUGCCUACUAUUUGGGAGAUGAAGUUCCAAUCACCUUUAACAUGGACAGCAGAGUAGAUGAACCAACAAUAAAGAUGGUAAGCUCUUUCGAUUGGCCACACGGACCCAAAAUUCUUCGCAGAAGAAUCAUUCAAGGAGGCCUAAUUCGAGCAGUUAGCGAGAGUUGGUACCCAGCAUCAGACGAUGAUUUUGGCCUAUUACUUGAAGAUGACAUUGAAGUCUCGCCGUACUAUUAUCUCUGGAUCAAAUAUGCUGUCUUGUCUUACCAUUACGACCCUCAAGUUUCCCUCCCUGAGCUCCAAUCAAUCUCUCUUUACACUCCAAGAUUAGUGGAAGUGGUGAAAGAAAGGCCUAAAUGGAAUGCAACAGAGUUCUUCAAGAGAAUUCACCCGAACACGCCUUAUCUCCAUCAAUUGCCCUGUAGUUGGGGAGCUGUUUUCUUCCCAAAACAUUGGCGCGAAUUCUAUGUCUACAUGAACAUGAGAUUCACAGAAGAUGCUAAGCAGAACCCGGUUCAGAUUCCCAAGUCAAGAACAAAUGGAUGGCAGGCUUCCUGGAAGAAAUUCUUGAUUGACAUGAUGUACCUAAGAGGGUAUGUGAGCCUGUAUCCUAACUUCCCGAAUCAGAUGAGUUUUUCGACGAAUCAUAUGGAACCGGGAGCUCAUAUCAGCGCAAAAGACAACGUUGUACGCCACGAUAAGUCCGAUUUUGAGGUGCCAUUGUUGAAGGAAGAUUUCAGGAACUUCCUGCCUAGUGGGAAACUGCCACCAGCUUCAAAGCUGCCAUCAAUAAAUCUCUUCAAUCAGGCAGUUUCCCUGAAGGGAUUGAAAGCUGCAGGAGCCAAAUUGGGGCAGGAUGUGCUGGAAUGCAGCGCAGCAGAAGUUGUUGUGGUCAAUCAUGAUACAGGGUUGCCUUCACAUUGUGCAAAAUUCUUAUAAUUCUUUGGAAAGGGCUAAUCAAAUAAGGCUGCUAAGAUGAUCAUGACCAUUCUUUUUUGGUCUGUGAUGAACAUUGUUUCUUUGUAAUAUUCUUCUUUAGUGGAAGGAUGGUUCAGUGGAAUGCAGGAAGAACACGGGUGGGGAGAAGAAUGGGAUGGUAUACCAAAAAAAAGUUCAUUCUAAUCAAUUUCGUUCCCCAAAAUCCAAAACGGAUGAAGGAGGGAAUAACUGACUGAAUUAAUAGGAAUUCUGAACUUGCAGUGAAAAGCCAAAAUGGGCAUCACAUUGCAUGCAUUUUUUUCCCCUAUAAUUUUUAAUCUGUUGUAUUUCAAAUGUUAUGUUGUUAAUGGAGAAAAUAAAUUUACUGCUACCUCUGUCUCAAGAUGAUUACUCUACUUAUUAACACAGUAAAUAAAAUAAUCAAUUUUGAGACGAAUGGAAUGCCCAAUCAAAAUGUAUUAUUUGUAAACCCAUAUGAUGUUGAGAUCAAGUUUCUAGUCCCCAAAAUUUAGGCAUUGUACAUACAAGAUGGUGCAAAUUUGUAGCAUUAGUUUAAAAGAUUACUCAAAUUUUGUAGCACUUGUAUUGUAAUAUGACAUGAACACCACUAGUAUUUGUUUUGUAGGUCACAUUGACUAAACCUGAUAGGAAAAGCUAAAACACGUUAAACUGGGUUGUAAAGGUUCUAAAAUUAAAUUUGAAAAUCAUCCUCAUUCAAUAGCAAGAAAAUUUAUGCAAUAUAAGAUGAUAUAAAAGUCCCGAAAUUCGCAAAACAACGAGUUGUUCUCACCGUUGAUGUUCGACAGCUGCAACGAUGGACAUUUGAUUCAAUGAAAUGGACAAACAAGUGGCCGAUUCUAAAACCAAAACUCGCAUUCCAACACUAGUAUAUAAGGUUAGAGUCCAUUAAAAAAUAUAAUUCACUCCCAUUAGUAAAACUAGAAUUCUAACUCAUAAACAGGUAAAUCAUAGUCGGACUUGAGACCCAAAAUGGCAGCUAAAUCAUUCGUGUUUGACCACAAUUACAUUUCAGCAUUUUGUUACUGCCUUUUCUGCUACGUACCUCCCAAUCAAAUGUUCUUAGAGACUCAACAUUUUUUGUCUCUUGGUCCUGUUAUGUAUCAACUAGAAAAAAUGAGUCGGCUAUAAAAGCACAACUGCAAAAAUAUUAAUAUAUAUAUAUAUAAUUAUAAUUUAGGAGGAGUUUUAUAUUUUUAUGUGUGUCAAGCUAAUCAAAUUACGUCAAGUGCUGGUGGAUAAAAUUCCGUCAAGAAUUAAAUGUUGAAUCACGAGACAUUUCUCGUAUGCGGGCGAGUUGUACUGGUAAAUUCUGACCUACUCUCAUUACAAACUUAUUGGGCCUCAAUAUUUGUGAUACCUAAAUCCACUAUGGUGCAAGUAAUUAGAGUUUGUAGAAAAUUUUUGUGGGGUAAGAAAGAGAAUGGGAGGGCGUUUGCCUUAGUAGCAUUGGAUGACAUAUGUAAACUAAAGAAACUGGGGGGUUUGAACAUAAAGGAGCCACUAAUUUGGAAUAAAGCUGCCCUAUGAAAGCAGGUUUGGGGCUGAGCAACCAAGAAGGAUAAUUUGUGGGUUAAAUGGUGCCAUGAAUACUACCUUAAAGGUGAAUCUUUCUGGGAUUAUCAGGUUUCUAACAAUGACUGUUGGUAUUGGAAAAAGUUAGCGAAAAUCAGAGAUGAUAUGAGUCAUGGUGUACAGGAUGGUGUACAGGAUGGAAGAUGGUUAGCUCAUAAGAAUGGUACUUAAACCAUUAGUUCUGGUUAUGCAUGGUUGAGAGGGGAGGGCCAAGCAUUCCCUGCUGCAGAAUUUGUGUGGAGCAAGUAUAACAUGCCAAAGCAUAGGUUGCAGAAAAUGGGGGUAAUACAACAACCAGCUGUCUGCAAGCUAUGUGAAGUUGCUGAUGAAACUCUGGAACAUAUGUACUUUCAGUGUUUGUUAUCGCAGCAGGUUUUGAAAAUGCUGAACGACUGGUUGCAUUGCAGCAGCAUUCCAGAGAGGAUAGCACUGUGGGAGACAAAAUUGAAGAAAAUUUGGUACCAGAGUAAAUGUAAGAAAAAGAAUAAUGUAUGGAACCAUGGCAGCUGUGGUCUAUCAGCUUUGGAGACAGAGAGAUGCUGUGGUGCAUGGAGCCACACGUGAAAAGGCAGAAGUGCUGGCAGCAAGGAUCAUAGUUUGUAGAGUUCAAAUAUGUUGUAAAAGGUAUAGAGUUGGUGAGAUGAAAUACAUGGAGGAUUUAGGUA